AUGAAUGUGAUGAGCUUCGCGCAAGAGUUCUCGAGCUUGGUCAUCCGUUAUACAAAGGAUCCCCUGCCGAAUCCUUCGCCGGAUAACAAUCAGCCGGCGAAUACGCCUUUGACCAAGCAAGAAGUAGCGAACGUUGUGAGCAACGUGCUCGCUACGCUGCUCGGAAUAAGUGAUAUUGCAGCUUGCUCUUCCGUCAAAACACCGACCACCGGAAUCGCCGGCGCGACUCCGGCAACCCCGGUCGUGCAUAACAUCAAUCGGGACGAGAACGAUAGGAGUGCAUGCAGAUUCAGCUCCCAGGAUAUUCAGGAAACUCCGCGGAAUCGUGGCGCUUCCACUACCGAGUCGAGCAUCGAUAAGAAAACGGAGAAGACCACACUCGAAGUGUUUCAAGAUGGCAAAAAGUUUAUCUCACGUUCGAGUCCCGCGAUCUGCGUCACGAAUAUCGGCAGAUCUGACACUUUCGUCCUCGAGGAACACCAAGCCGCGGAGGCCGCUGGCGACUUGAAGAAACUCAACGAUCCCUUCGCAAAGGCCGAUUUAACGGAUGUUUUAUUGCAAUCCCUGAACGAAGCACGGAUGUCCGCGAUUAAUUUUAUAGCGAAGUUGGAUGAUGUGAAGAAGCAAGCGUUCCCGGAGUCCUUUGCGCAACCGUUAAACACGCGGCGAUUAUCUACGAGCGACACCAAUUACGGUCGAACAUCUAUACCAGCCAGGAUGCGCAGGUCGAUCAGCGACUUCCCUGGAACACCAACAUCGUCUAGAUCGCUUUCGACAGGAUCGCAGGAUGCCGUGGACAAACGUAAAAAUUCCGGUCAUGCUUCUGUCGAUGCUACGUCUCGGAAAUUGAGCUUGGUCGCGCCGGUGACUCGUUCGGUAUCCAAUUUAAAUUUGUCAUCGAGUAACAAGUCGUUUGAUUCGGGUAGACCCACGAAGAAUCCCAAGUACGCUCACGUGCAGAGCACCAUACCGAAGCCAAUUUCUAGCAAGCGGAAGGCGCCAUAAUUACAGUGAAGCCCCUCCUUGUUCAAGGCUGCCACUUUCUAAAUAAAUAAAUUAAAUUAAAUUUUUAAUUUAUUUAUCGAAUACUCGAUUGACUUUGUGAUUUGCAAUUAUGUGUGAUGUAAAGGCGUUAAAUGCCAAUAAAGCCUUGUUGUAUUCCUCUUAUCUACGUUGUGACAACGCUUAUUUACAAGAUAGGGUUCGCGUCGCGCGUCAAGUCGGCGCAAAAUCUAUCCAUAAAUGAUCGCGGAUUUAUCGUCACGGAAUUAACAUCGAUAUAGAAUUGUGGAACUGGUAUCAAAUUAAUAUCGAUGUACGAUGGAAGUGAAAACAUUUUUCAAUCGCGCACGACACGUCCGUGUGUCAUGACUAUUGA
Messenger RNA from Dinoponera quadriceps, 1378 nucleotides. RefSeq lists its product as uncharacterized. Lineage: Eukaryota; Metazoa; Arthropoda; Insecta; Hymenoptera; Formicidae. The transcript has 5 exons. The record is from RefSeq and is a predicted model, not a curated record. Bases 1 to 1005 code for a protein of 334 amino acids.